This is a messenger RNA of Anopheles gambiae (African malaria mosquito), 1436 nucleotides long. RefSeq names its product odorant receptor 30a. Gene Ontology annotation, molecular function: olfactory receptor activity; odorant binding. The transcript has 6 exons. Lineage: Eukaryota; Metazoa; Arthropoda; Insecta; Diptera; Culicidae. The record is from RefSeq and is a predicted model, not a curated record. Bases 1 to 1035 code for a protein of 344 amino acids. Gene Ontology annotation, biological process: detection of chemical stimulus involved in sensory perception of smell; sensory perception of smell. Gene Ontology annotation, cellular component: plasma membrane.
AUGGCAACCAUCGAGAGCUUUCGUAAAUUGUUGAAAUAUUUGAUAGUGUACUCGAAAGUGCCCGGGGUUGAAAUGUGGACUGCGCCGGGAAAGUUCAAGCCACUCUACAUUAAGUUCUUUGUGGGACAUUCAAAAUCAAAGGAAGUGAUUGUUUUCUCUAACAAAAUCGAGCAGGAAGUGUUUGAGCAAAAUAAAAAUAGAACUGCUGGAGAGACUGUUCUGUUGAAACAAACUGGUUAUAUUCUUUGGUUUUUUUUUCGUUUUGUAACCACAUUAGCUACUAUCGUUGUACUAGCAUUUGGGCUGUAUCCAUUGUUCGCGUAUAAUGUAAAUGGAGUAGUGAUGCCUUUGUUCCUGUACGAGCUACCAUAUUACGAUUGGAGCACUACUAUUGGAUAUGUUGUGAACAUGAUGUUUCAAGUAAACUUGCUGGUGAUCGGUACGAUAGGAGCCAUGCUGUUCGACUUCUUGUACUUUAUGUACGCAAUGUAUACAAUGGUAAAGGCGGAUAUUUUUAUAAUACAUCUUGGUGAGCUAGAGAAAAUGCUAAAUGAUCCGCUGACAAUGAAGAAAAACCAAUCCAGUGUACGGGAAAAAUGGGUGCAGUGCAUGUUUGAACAUCAGCAGACUACCAACUUCCUGAAUUCCAUCGAAGACAUUUUUGGGCUCAUGUGUCUAGCUCAAGUCUCCAUGGGAGUAUUUACGAUAUGCGAUGCAAUGCUACUGGUAGCAUUGACGGAUUGGUAUCCUACAUACUCGUUCUUAUUGGUGAUGUUUAUCGAACUGUCAUUAUAUUUUUUGAUUGGACACUUGAUCGAACUAAAGAUUGAUGCAAUGUACAACAAGAUCAUCUCAAUGCCUUGGUUUAAGCUUCCAGUGAAGGAACAGAAAGAGUUUAGAUUUCUGAUGAGCAGACAGCAAUGCCCGAUGAUGUUGACUGCGUAUGGCUUUCAUCCCAUGAAUUUCGAGGCGUACAUGAGUGUGUUGAAAGGCCUGUACCAGUUUUUCGUCAUGGUCAUGCAGUAUGUUGGCUAAACCUGAAAAAUUGUUUUGGUAAUAAUUGUUCCACUUACUAUUCACCAAAAUAUGUGAUGCACUCAUGCAAUACCAAUCAUACAAAGUUAGUACACAUCUGAAAGUACACCAAAUCAUCUCAAAGAAUGCGUAGCAAAAGAGUUAAUUAAAAUGAAAUCUUAGACACUGUCUCUGUUAGAACCUAUGAACAGAUAAACCUUUAGAGUUUGGUGGUUCAAAGAGGAAUAAACAAACAAAAAAAUUACCGUAUAGUUACAAGAUUAUCAACCUUAUGAUUUUUGGAAUAAAAUUGAUUUGUGUUUGGACAAAUUAAAAGGAAUGUUGUUAAAAAUAUUAAAUAUUCGUAUAACUGUAUUUUUUCGUUCGUUUCUGAUCAACGUCCGUCUUCGCUCAAUGCUCCC